This is a messenger RNA of Suillus paluster, 411 nucleotides long. RefSeq lists its product as uncharacterized. The transcript has 3 exons. The record is from RefSeq and is a predicted model, not a curated record. The coding region runs from base 1 to 411 and encodes 136 amino acids. NCBI's taxonomy places the organism in Eukaryota, Fungi, Basidiomycota, Agaricomycetes, Boletales, Suillaceae.
AUGCGAGAGGUUCUCGCACUGAGUUUCGCAGCCUGGGUUGCUGUAAAACACUUCCGUGAACUGCAGCGACAAUCAGCAGGAUCCGCCAUCGCGGACUGUUUCACGGUGUUGAUAAAAUCACAUGUGCUUUACUUUGCAGCAUAUACCGCUGUUAAUCUCGACUUUCCGUCUCCAAAUAUCGUGGACUCGACUUCCGUGGGAGUGCAGGUCUAUUGGGGCGCUUAUCAGACUAUCUCCUUCGUGCAGCAGUUUGUGCUUGGACCACGCCUUAUCCUUAGCGUCCGACAAUAUCACGCUAAGCUUGUAGCUGAAUCCGACGAAGGAACUGCCAUGACUACAAUCGCUUUCCAGGAGCGCGUGCACGAGUCCACCGGCGGUGAUGUAGAGCUCCAAGUCAUCAAAAACACUUAA